Loxodonta africana (African savanna elephant) is the source of this 2457-nucleotide messenger RNA. RefSeq names its product protocadherin beta 1 (gene PCDHB1). Gene Ontology annotation, cellular component: plasma membrane. The transcript has a single exon. Bases 1 to 2457 code for a protein of 818 amino acids. Gene Ontology annotation, biological process: homophilic cell-cell adhesion. Gene Ontology annotation, molecular function: calcium ion binding. Lineage: Eukaryota; Metazoa; Chordata; Mammalia; Proboscidea; Elephantidae. The record is from RefSeq and is a predicted model, not a curated record.
AUGGCGGCUGCGCGCAGAAAACUCUUGCAAAUCAGGCAAGUGGGGUCUCUUCUCCUUUUUCUGUGUGUAUCUGUGGGGGAUGCGGCCACCAUCCGCUAUUCCGUGGCGGAGGAGAUGGAGAGUGGCUCGUUUGUGGCCAAUGUGGCUAAGGACUUGGGGCUGGAGGUCGGAAAGCUGGCCGCGCGCGGGGCGCGGCUCGUUUCCGAGGGCAACAAACUGCAUUUCCGGCUCCACCGCAAAACAGGGGAUCUGUUCGUGAAAGAGAAACUGGAUCGGGAGUCACUUUGUGGCAAAGCCGACCCGUGCGUUCUGCACUUUGAAAUAGUUCUGGUGGAGCCGCUGCAGUCCUUUCGUGCCGAGGUCAGGGUAUUUGAUAUCAAUGACAAUGCCCCAAUUUUUCUAAACAAGGAGCCACUUUUAAAGAUCCCAGAGAGUACCCCCCUGGGCUCACGUUUUCCUUUGCAGAGCGCCCAGGAUCUGGACGUGGGCCUCAAUGGUCUCCAAAACUACUCUCUGAGCGCCAACGCGUACUUCCACCUGCACACCCGCUUCCGCAGCCACGGGCCCAAAUAUGCCGAGCUGGUGCUGGAUAAACCUCUGGACAGAGAGGAACAGCCCGAAGUCAACUUGACAAUUACCGCAGUGGACGGCGGGUCCCCGCCCAAGUCUGGCACCGCCCACAUCCGCGUGGUAGUUCUGGACGUCAAUGAUCACGUUCCCCAGUUUUCCCGACUAGUGUACCGCGCUCAGGUACUGGAAAAUAGCGCCAAUGGUUCUUUGGUGGCCACGGUGACAGCCACAGACUUAGACCAGGGCACCAACAAGGAGAUAACUUACUCUUUAGCUCAAAACCCAGAAGCAAUUCUCCAGACAUUUCAGAUUGAUUCUCAGACUGGAGAGAUUCGACUCCGAGGACCCCUAGAUUUUGAAUUAAUUGAAACAUACGACAUUGACAUUCAGGCUACUGACGGAGGAGGUCUCUCUGCCCACAGCAAAGUCCUGGUGGAAGUGCUGGAUGUGAACGACAACCCCCCUGAAGUGCUGGUCUCCUCCGUGUCCAGCCCUCUCCCUGAAGACUCUCCACUACAGACCGUAGUGGCCCUUUUCACUGUACGAGACCGAGACGUUCGAGUGGGAGGUAGAAUCACCUGCUUUCUCAGAGGAGAUCCCCCAUUUGCAGUGAAACCUACAUUCCGGAAUUCUUACUCUCUGGUCACUGACAAAAGCUUGGACCGGGAGGAGGUUGCAGGUUAUAACAUCACCCUUGUUGCCAUGGAUACUGGACCACCCAAUCUGUCCACUGAGACUGUGAUAGAGGUGCUAAUAUCUGACAUUAAUGACAAUCCGCCAAUAUUUCAGGAAGAUUUCUACAUCUUGACUGUUCGGGAAAACAACAGCCCUGCAGUUUUUAUUGGCAAAGUACAUGCUGAGGAUCUAGAUUUGGGUGAGAAUGCCCAAGUAACAUAUUCUCUGCUGCCUCCAAAAAGUGGUGAUCUAUCAGUCUUCGCUUACAUCUCCAUAAAUUCAGACAAUGGGAAGUUGUAUGCCCUGAGAACCAUGGAUUAUGAGGCCAUUCAAGAUUUUCAGUUUGUAGUGAGAGCAAUUGAUGGGGGCUUCCUGUCGCUGAGCAGCCAAGUUACUGUCAGAGUGGUUGUCCUGGAUGAUAAUGACAACCGUCCAAUGAUUUUGUAUCCACUGCAGAAUGGCACCUUGCCAUGCAAUGACUUGGUACCCAGGUCUGCAGAAGCAGGCUACCUGGUGACCAAGGUGGUGGCUGUGGAUGGUGACUCAGGUCAGAAUUCUUGGCUUUCAUACCAUCUAUUCAAGGCCACUGACCUUGGGUUAUUCUCUGUUCAACAACAAAAUGGGGAAAUCCGUACGUUACGUCAGAUAUCUGAGAGAGACCCCAUGAUGCAGAAACUGAUCAUUCUUGUUCAAGAUCAUGGUCAACCGUCUCUCUCCACCACUGCCUCUCUCAACAUCCUGCUGGUAGAUGGCUUUUCAGAGCCCUACCUGCAGUUGCAGGAUCCAUCCAAGCAUCCUAGAAACGUGAAUCCAUCCACCAAAUAUCUGGUCAUUUCUCUGGCUGUGCUUUCAUUUGUCUUUCUCUUCUCUGUCACGGUGAUCUUCAUUAUUCACAUCUACCAGAAGAUUAAAUACAAAGAAAAGUUUACAGUUCAAGAACAUUUCUAUGAUGACUGUAAUUUCCCUAACAACCUGGUACAAGUAAGAGGCAAUGGAUCCUUAUCCCAGCCUUGUUCAUAUGAAAUGUGCUCAGCCACUGGCACUGGCAACAGUGAGUUCCGGUUUCUUAAGCGCUUUAUGCCCAACUUCCCCUUCCCACAGGGCACUGGAGAGGUAAAAACAGAGGCUGAUGCCAGUUUUCCUCCAGAUUCUGAUAGGAACAGCUCUCGGGGAUUAGAGGGCCGUGCCCGGGUAUCUGAUGACUGUAUGUAG